Pogoniulus pusillus (Red-fronted tinkerbird) is the source of this 2180-nucleotide messenger RNA. RefSeq names its product proline and serine rich coiled-coil 1 (gene PSRC1). NCBI's taxonomy places the organism in Eukaryota, Metazoa, Chordata, Aves, Piciformes, Lybiidae. Gene Ontology annotation, molecular function: microtubule binding. Bases 736 to 1770 code for a protein of 344 amino acids. The record is from RefSeq and is a predicted model, not a curated record. The transcript has 7 exons. Gene Ontology annotation, cellular component: microtubule cytoskeleton; spindle pole; spindle microtubule. Gene Ontology annotation, biological process: mitotic metaphase chromosome alignment.
CGCGGGAGUCGUUAGCGCGGCUGGGACCCUCCCUCCGGUGUGGGGCUGGGACCCCUCGGUGGGGCCGGGGACCCUCUGGAAUCGGGAUGUGGGGCAGGGAGUCCCCGGGGCCAGGGUGAGGGGACCCUUGGGGGCCGGGAAUCGGCCGGUGCGGGGCCGGGACCCGCCGGGAAGGAGGGCUCCGGGCUGAGACCUCUCGGUGCGGCCGGGAGCCUCUGCGGCCGGGGUGCGGGGCUGGGACCCUCCGGUUUGGGCUGCGGGCCGGGGGUGCUGCCGGGCUGGGCUCUGGGUCUGGGUCUGCCCAGUGGGGACUGGGAGCUGCCGCGGUGGGGAUGGGAGCCUGGGAGCCCCCCCGGGAUCGGGGUGCUGGACUGGGACCCCCCACUCGGGCUGGCGGGGGGCUGGGAGCAGCUGGAGUGGCGAUGGGACCCCCUGGUGGGAUUGCGGUGUGGAACCCCUGCGGGGUUGGGGUGCUGGGACCCCCCCGCUGUGGGCUGCGACCCUCUUAGUUGGGGCUGGGGUCCCCCGGGAUGAGGGUCUUGGGCUAGGGCGCCCCCUGAGUGGGUGUCCCAGGGGUCCCUUCAGGGUGGCGCUUCCAAGCUGUGCCAGCCCUGGUGGUGCCAUCCCCGGUGGCACAAAGGCCUGACUGUGCCUGGCACCGGCGGGUGCUGCCCCUGGGUGCUGGCCGGUGCCACCCGAGCGCUCCAGUAUCGGUGCCAGGCCAAGGAGGAGGGGAUGGCUGAGGAGCGAGAUGUCCGUUUUGUCACCGAGGAGAGCUUUGACUUCGGGACUCUGUCACCUUCUGACAGCCAGGAGGAGGAGGAGGAGGAGGAGAAGGCUGAGGAGAGCCCAGCAGGGGCUGGUGGGGGGAGCUGGAGCCCCCUGAGCGGUGCCAACCUGGAGGAGAUGAUGCGGGAGGCCACCCGCCUGGCAGCGCAGCUGGAGCAGUGCCACCUGCCCCCUCCGAGCCCCCCUGGCACCGCACCCCACACCCCCAACAGCUGCCACACCCCCCCGAGCACGCACAGCCCCCGCAGCCCGCGGCGCCAGACCUUCGUGGUGAAGGACAGCCCCGUGCGGGCACUGCUGCCCACGGUGCCCCCCCUCCCUGCCCCCCGCACCCCCGCCAAGGCCCGCGGGGGCCCUGCUGCCAACAACGUCCCUGGCACCUCAAAGCUGUCACCCAGCUGUCACCCCACGGCAUCGCCAAAGGGGCUCCCUUCGGCCAGGGUGCCCCCCCCCGGAGCCAAGGUGCCACCCUCCAGUGCCAGGAUACCACCCUCUGGGGCCAGGGUGCCGCCCCAGAGCCGGGUGGGCCCUCCCCGGGUGGGCCCCUCUCGGCCUUGCCCACCUCGGGGGCAGGGGGCUGGGAGCCGUGGCAAGUCGGAGCCCCCCCAGGGGGGCACAGCAGGCCCACCCAAGACAAGAGGGGGCCCUGCCCUCUGCCCCCCCCCCACCCGCCAGCCCCGUGCCAGGGCCACCACCGUCUCCAUGCCCUCCAGCCGCCCUGCGGUGCCCAGUGCCAACCCCAGGGCACCUGGCCGGACCCCGGCGGGGGGGGCACCCCGAGGUGCGGGGGGGGGCCGCUGGCACCGCUGCCUCGGGGUGCAGACCAGGCCCCCCCCCCAGCCGCCUCCGUGCCCCCCGCAAGCCGGCGAUGAGCAGCACCCCGAGGUGACCCCCCCCAGGAGCCGCCCGCAGCGAUUUGGGGUGCUUGGACCCUUCCCCUCCCCCCCCCCGCCCACUCCCCCUCCCCAAACUCCUGCCUGAGGCAGGGCAGAGCUGGGGGCCGGGGGGGGGGGCGAGGAUUGAGCCCCCCCGGAGCAGGCGGAGCCACAGGUUGGGUUUGGCUUUCAUUACAAAAGGUUCCUGCAGCAAUAGGAAACCCCCCCCGAGACCCCCCCCAAACCCAGCACCCAGGGGUCCCUCAUGCCCCCCCCGCCCAGCCCCCCCCAUAAUAACCUCCCCCCUGCGGGUGGGCAAAGUACUGGGUCGGGGGGGGGGGAGGAGCAAACAUCUCUGCGCCAAACGACCCCCCCCCCCCAUCAGCAUGUGUGCCCCUCCCUGCCCCCGCCGGGGGGGUGGCACAAUGUGGGGGGGGGCAGGGGGGCGGGGGGGGGAAGCUCCCCUCUGCUGUGUGUCUUCUACGUGUCUUUUUUAAAUAAACUCCUCAGCAAGCA